AUGUCUGAGAGCCAGGAAACUGAUAGGAACAUUGAAAUCUGGAAGAUUAAAAAGCUAAUCAAGGCACUGGAGUCUGCUAGAGGCAAUGGCACAAGCAUGAUCUCUCUUAUUAUGCCUCCACGUGAUCAGGUUUCUCGAGUGGCGAAGAUGUUAGGCGACGAGUAUGGUACUGCUUCAAACAUCAAGAGUAGAGUCAAUCGUCAAUCAGUUUUGGGUGCCAUCACCUCAGCUCAGCAGAGGCUGAAGCUUUACAACAGAGUUCCUCCCAAUGGUUUGGUUCUCUACACUGGAACCAUUGUUACUGAUGAUGGAAAGGAAAAGAAAGUUACUAUUGAUUUUGAGCCAUUCAAGCCUAUAAAUGUCUCACUUUACCUUUGUGAUAACAAGUUCCACACUGAGGCUUUAAAUGAGCUGUUGGAAUCUGAUGACAAGUUCGGCUUCAUUGUUAUGGAUGGUAAUGGUACACUUUUUGGCACACUAAGUGGAAAUACACGUGAAGUGCUUCACAAAUUUACUGUUGAUCUCCCAAAGAAGCAUGGUAGAGGAGGGCAGUCAGCUCUACGUUUUGCUCGUCUUCGGAUGGAAAAACGUCAUAACUAUGUCCGAAAAACUGCUGAGCUUGCUACUCAGUUUUUUAUCAAUCCAGCUACAAGUCAGCCUAAUGUUUCUGGACUGAUUCUUGCUGGUUCUGCUGAUUUCAAGACAGAGCUGAGCCAAUCUGAUAUGUUUGACCAGAGACUUCAAGCCAAGAUACUUAAUGUGGUUGAUGUUUCUUAUGGCGGCGAGAAUGGGUUCAACCAAGCUAUUGAGUUGUCAGCUGAGAUUCUAGCAAAUGUGAAGUUCAUACAGGAGAAGAAGUUAAUUGGCAAGUACUUUGAAGAGAUCAGUCAAGAUACUGGGAAGUAUGUCUUUGGUGUUGAUGACACUCUAAAGGCUCUUGAAAUGGGUGCUGUUGAGACUCUGAUAGUGUGGGAGAAUCUUGACAUCAACAGAUAUUCGCUGAAGCACAGUGUCUCUGGGGAAAUUAUUGUCAAACAUUUGAACAAGGAGCAGGAAGCGGAUCAGAGCAAUUUCCGCGAUAGUGAGACCAAUGCCGAGUUGGAAGUUCAGGAAAAAAUAUCUCUGUUGGAGUGGUUUGCUAAUGAAUACAAGAAGUUCGGCUGUGCGCUUGAGUUUGUCACUAACAAGUCACAAGAGGGAUCGCAGUUCUGCAGAGGAUUCGGUGGCAUUGGUGGUCUGCUGCGCUAUCAGCUAGAUAUGCGGUCUUUUGACGAGGUUUCAGACGAUGAAGGUUUGUAUGAAGACUCUGAUUAG
Messenger RNA from Triticum turgidum subsp. durum (durum wheat), 1314 nucleotides. The record is from the annotation of a GenBank genome assembly. NCBI's taxonomy places the organism in Eukaryota, Viridiplantae, Streptophyta, Magnoliopsida, Poales, Poaceae.